Messenger RNA from Symbiodinium necroappetens, 558 nucleotides. The record is from the annotation of a GenBank genome assembly. Lineage: Eukaryota; Dinophyceae; Suessiales; Symbiodiniaceae.
GAGUUCUGGUAUACCAAUGUCCCCGGGACCGAUGUGCCUUCUGGUACAUGUGGCGGCGGCGCCUACCGUGAGCUUUUGGUCUAUAUUGACGGAGUCCUAGCCGACGCAGUGCUGCCGUUCCCGGUGAUUUACACGGGUGGCAUCAAUCCUCUUCUUUGGCGACCUUUGACAGGCAUCCUGUCUUUCGACAUUCCACCCUAUGAGUUCGACCUCACACCUUUUGCGAGCUGGCUCUUGGAUGGGGCCGCGCACAACGUGACGGUUCAGGUUUGGGGCAACAACCCUCAGGGGACCUGGUUUCUCGAUCCCGUGCUCUUGCUGCGCCAUGCGGAGGCCAAUCAGUCAAUUUCAGGUGGCCGGAUUCGGAAGCUGCCAGAUUCCGUGCCAAACGUGACCGAGCAAGUACACAAGAAGUCGAACACCUCCAGCACCUGGACGUUAGAGUUUCUAGCCUGGGUCGGAUUCUUGGGCCCCUUCAGACUUCUUGGCACCGGGAUUUUCCAUCAGUUGCUGAGGUACUCAGUGGAUGCGUGGCAGCCACAGCUACGAGGCGCUUAG